GACUCACAGGAGCACCAACUGUUUCGCCUAGCUGAAAACUGCUUGUGGGAGCAGUUCACCGCCGAGGGCCGGCGCACCAACAGCUACACCUGCCGCUACAUUGCGGAUUUGCAAGAAGCCACCAAGGGCCUUCUCUGGAACGACCUGUUUGUCCACCUGAAGGGCAAGUUGGUCGGCCCUCAUCAUGAGGACUUCGUGCGCCUGGCCGCGGACAUCCAUCACCUGUCUGCGUCGCUCACCAUGACGGCCUUGGAGCGGAACCUCGAUGUCGUGGAGUACCCCGCCUGGGACGACUUGCCGGGAGCCACCAGACGUGACUGGGCGCUUUUCUGUGGCCAGGACAUCUCCUUGCACGAGGUCCUCAACCCACCGAUGCAGGUCCUUGCCGAGUUUAUGGAGGACGUCCCCAUGGGCAUGCAGCGCGAGUUCCCCCUUGGUCAAAGACGAGUUUGCCCCGAUGUGUGCACCCGGCAGACCUGUCGCAGACCUCAUUGCGAAUGCAUCCACCCCGAUUUUGUAGACCACGCCUGGGUUCCCCUAAAUUCCCCGUGUCGUAACUUCUUUCGGGGUCAUUGCACCAAAGAAGGCGGUUGCCCCAAUUUGCAGGCCGACACCUUCCCCGAGGCGGUCUAUGCAGCAUUCCGCCAGCUGACAAUGAAGAGGCCAUCCACGCGUCUACACUAUGUGCAGCGCCGGGCCAUCUUCAGGUUCGUCACCAGGUCCGAAGCCAUGGACAUGAUCCUGACGUCGUUAACCACCAGCGACACCAUGGCAAUCAAACAAUUCAUCAUGGGCAUGAGUUGGACCAAGUUUUCCACGGCAUCCUCGUAUGAUAAUCACCUUGCCCGUGGCGGAGUACCCGAGAUGGACCCCCGUACCAGCAAAGGAGGAUACGGGAGACACGGCCACCGGGCACGCUUCCCCACACCUACUAGAUCAAGAUUUCCAUCCCCGCGGCGAGACCGUGCGCCAUCGGCUACACCAACGCUGUCGCGCCCAUUGCAGACGACUACUUCAUCAAGCUCCACCUCGGGUUCGGCGCCAUCGUUUGGACAGCCAGCAGAGCAGCAGUCAAGCGCGGCACGCGUGCAGGCACCACCGAUAAAGGCCAUGCCCAAAGACCUGCCGGCGCACCUGGGCGCCCCGAAGCGAGCGCCAUCACCACACAACAAGCAGCCAGCCCGACAGCGCGCGGAGUCACCAACGGACGUCCGAACCGGCAACCACCACCUCGACCACCAGUGGCUCUGCCAAGGCACCGCCCCCGCCAUUGGCCCAGGUCGAGUUCCCCGCACCGCAGAGAGUGCGCCGCAUCGAACCCCAGCUUGGGCCGCGGCCGAGAGUAAUCGAUCCUUCGCUCCGGCAACCACCGCAGCAGCCCAGUACAUCGCAGUGUCUGGGACGACACCUGGCCCACCGACACCACAGCAGUUUCCACCGGCAGCCUUGCCACCACUACACCCAGCACCAUCAUCACAACCAUCCGCCCGCUGGCACCGGCAGCACCGUCGCAGCAACACAGCAUCUUUACGGAAGGGCGGCAAGGAUGCAGCAGCGCACUCCCCAUUCGGGCCACGGUACCGUGCUCGCUCGACCACGCACCCACACCACCGAACCCCAUCCUUCCACAAGCAUGGGGGUACACGGGCAAUACGCUGCCAGCGAGGGCAGCCAUCGUACACAACAUGCUUACACCAGUGCCAGCUAUGGCGCCGGACGAUGUCGCACAGUUUCCCCCUGGCAACUACCCGUACUUGGCCUUUGCCCCGACCGUGGUUCGUGAACACCUCCAUGUUGCAGGCGGUCGAGUUUGCGUUGGACUACCACGUCACCAAGUCCAGGCUCACCGACUUCGGCCUCGUGAUCCAGGCCCCCAACACCUACAGACGCACGCCGACGGUGGAACGCGUGCUCAUCAUGCCUCUUCCUGCUCAGGGCACAGACCGCGCCGUGCUCGUGACCCGCGCAUACGUCUGGGCCCUCGUCACUGGAGACUUGCGACAGGUUGGCUUCAACAACCCGGAGUCCUGCUACCUCGUUCUCCGCGACUACAUGGCCCUGGCAGUGCACGUCCGCAGGUUCACCCAGGACAGACCUUCCGUCGAGCGCUACAUCAUGGCCUUCACCGACGCAGUUCUGGACUGCGUUUGUUUCAUGCUGCCGAUGGCGUGGCGGACCCGGUUCACCGACGACUGGGCGCAGGUGGUCACCGUCAGCGGCAAUCCGCCUCGACUCCAUUGGCGCCGCGGCAUGUGA
Messenger RNA from Symbiodinium pilosum, 2256 nucleotides. Lineage: Eukaryota; Dinophyceae; Suessiales; Symbiodiniaceae. The record is from the annotation of a GenBank genome assembly.